AUGGCUACCGAGCAGACCUACAUCAUGAUCAAGCCCGACGGCGUCGAGCGCGGCCUCGUCGGCGAGAUCAUCGCCCGCUUCGAGCGCCGCGGCUACCAGCUCGUCGCCAUGAAGAUGGUCCACGCCUCGGUCGAGCACCUCGAGCAGCACUACGCCGACCUCAAGGGCAAGCCCUUCUUCCCCGGCCUCGUCAAGUACAUGUCCAGCGGCCCCGUCGUCGCCAUGGUCUGGCAGGGCAAGGACGUCGUCAAGCAGGGCCGCGUCCUCCUCGGCGCCACCAACCCGCUCGCCUCGGCCCCCGGCACCAUCCGCGGCGACUUUGCCAUCGACGUCGGCCGCAACAUCUGCCACGGCUCCGACGCCGUCGAGUCGGCCAAGAAGGAGAUCGCCCUCUGGUUCGGUGAGCAGAACCCCACCAUCAACUACAACAAGACCAUCAACUCGUGGGUCUACGAGUAG
This is a messenger RNA of Pseudozyma flocculosa PF-1, 459 nucleotides long. RefSeq lists its product as uncharacterized. Gene Ontology annotation, molecular function: nucleoside diphosphate kinase activity. The coding region runs from base 1 to 459 and encodes 152 amino acids. The record is from RefSeq and is a predicted model, not a curated record. Lineage: Eukaryota; Fungi; Basidiomycota; Ustilaginomycetes; Ustilaginales; Ustilaginaceae. Gene Ontology annotation, biological process: UTP biosynthetic process; GTP biosynthetic process; CTP biosynthetic process. The transcript is spliced from 2 exons.